AUGACUACAUCGCAGCAACCACCAGAACUUCCUACACCUUGGAGAGGAACACCAUUGAUCCACUCGACCCUGCUGUCGAAGCAUGCGGGAUGUCGAAUAUAUCUCAAACUUGAAAAUCUACAACCAUCCGGAUCAUUCAAAUCGCGCGGCAUAGGAAACUUCCUCCUCAGCCAUUUAAAAUCUGCCAAUGCUGAAGACCGGCACAAAACGCAUUUCUACAGUUCCUCUGGAGGCAAUGCUGGUUUGGCAUGCGUACAUGCCGCCGUUACUUUGGGCACCCCCGCGACUAUUGUUGUACCAAUGACUACGUCGGAGUACACCAUGAAUAAGAUGCGCGCUGCAGGCGCCACAGAGGUCCUGCAGGAGGGCGCUUCGUGGUAUGAAUGCGAUCAGUAUCUCAGGGAAACAGUUAUUCCGCUGGCGAAAGAAGCAGGAGACAUUCCGGUUUAUGUUCCACCCUUUGACGCGCCGGACAUCUGGGACGGACACGCCACUUUGGUGGAGGAAACACUCGCGCAGAUGAAGUCAGAUGGAACACCGGAUGCGAUUGUGUGCAGUGUGGGUGGUGGUGGACUCUUCUGCGGUAUCGUACGGGGCCUCGAAAAGGCUGGGCUGGAGGGUACAUCUGUCCUGGCUGUUGAGACCGAAGGUGCACACUCCCUUGCUUUAUCGCUCGAGAAGGGCGAGCUAUCGACCUUGCCAGCAAUCACGAGUAUCGCGACGACAUUGGGGGCGAGGACGGUUGCACCGCAAGCCUUUGAAUACGGUCAACGGCCGAAUGUCACGAGUGUUGUCCUGCCGGAUCACGCUGCGAUGGAGGGUUGCGUAAGGUUUGCCGACGAUGAGCGGAUCAUGGUCGAGGCAGCUUGUGGUGUAAGCAUGGCUCUGUGUUACGGCGACAGAUUGAAGAGAUAUCUUCCUGAUCUGACCAAAAGCAGCAAGGUGGUCGUCGUCGUGUGUGGCGGCAGCAAUAUUACUGCUGAGAUGCUAAGCAAAUGGACCGCCGGAUCGAAGGAGUGA
This is a messenger RNA of Didymosphaeria variabile, 1020 nucleotides long. RefSeq names its product catabolic L-serine/threonine dehydratase. NCBI's taxonomy places the organism in Eukaryota, Fungi, Ascomycota, Dothideomycetes, Pleosporales, Didymosphaeriaceae. Bases 1 to 1020 code for a protein of 339 amino acids. Gene Ontology annotation, biological process: L-threonine catabolic process; L-serine catabolic process. The transcript has a single exon. Gene Ontology annotation, molecular function: threonine deaminase activity; L-serine ammonia-lyase activity; pyridoxal phosphate binding. The record is from RefSeq and is a predicted model, not a curated record.